Mycena citricolor is the source of this 1927-nucleotide messenger RNA. Lineage: Eukaryota; Fungi; Basidiomycota; Agaricomycetes; Agaricales; Mycenaceae. The record is from the annotation of a GenBank genome assembly.
CGCGCAUCUUCAAUCCUAUUUAAACUCAUUUCUCAUCCGACAUUCCCUUCCUUUACCACGUAACUCAAUGUCCGCACCACCCCCACCCGAACGUAAAUUCCGCUUCCCUCCCUUCCCCGAUGUCCCCGAGGGAGUAACGAUCACACCCUUCGCGCAGUUCCAGCAGUCCGGGAUCUGCACGACGAUUGGCGCGGAUGGGGUGGAGCGCGAUGCGCUGGGAAUCCCCACGAUCGAACUGAGGAGCACAAGCGACGCUAAGACAGGCGAUGCGGGCGCGGGCGCGCCACUGCCCGGACUCAAGGUUUGGUGGGAGGAGUGGGACGUCGCGGAGAACACGAGGACGUGCGUGUACGAUGAGAGUGAGGCUGCGGCGAAUCGAUUGCAGCAGGCCGCGACGGACUUCACUAAGUCGCGUCGGUGGCCCCUGCCCUCAACUAAUCUCGAACAUUCAUGGCACCAGUUUAGAAUCUAUGCAGGUCUCCUCACACCGCAGCCUACCUUGAAAAAAACUGCUCAGAUGUUCAACGCCGGAGAAGCCGACCAAGACGAUGGUGAUGGCGAUCCGGAAGGCGGGCAGGACGACCAAGACGACCUCAGAGCCGCGGAUCAAGCGCCACCGCAAACGUGCGAAAUGGACCGUCCCUCGCCUCACGCUUCAUCCGAGUUGUCCGGGACGGAUGCCCCACAGAAAAAAUCCCAGGAGCAGAUCCAGAAGCUUCUCGAAGAGGCGCGUUCCAGAAAGGACGAGACAUUGGCGCACUUCCUGGGCGAUCCCGCGCGCGCAAUCCGGCUGUUCUUGUCUUCCUGGAUGAAGUACCAGGGGUUAUGCUACUACGAACCGAAUCUGAUCAACACGCCGCGCCUGCUCCAUUUCUUCGUGCGCUAUCUUCGCCGGAACCGCGUGCUUCCGGACAAGACCUCUGAUCGCAGCCUUGCCAAGGCCAUGGAGAUCAUCGAUACAGCGCUCAUGGAACUACCCCUUACUUCGAAAGUCUCUAGGGAGCUGAGGGACGCGUUCUCUCGAGCGUGUAGUACGCAGUGGGGUAGCAAAGAAGAGAACUUGUGGGACUUGCUGGGUCAUGAUCGCUUCGAAGAGCUCAGCGACGCACCGAACGAGGUGCUCAGCGACGAGCCGAACGACGGGCAGGCCCUCCUCACGAACGAGGACAUCGAGGUGAUCGCCGAAGAAGCUGCGUUCGAUCCGAGCUCGUUCUAUCCGGAGGCCGACGAGGACCCCCAUCUGGCCUGGGCGGACCCCUUGCCGCCAGUCAUGCUCGAGUCCCUAGUAGGAGCGGCCGGUGUCGGAAUAGCUUCCACACACACGGCGGGUAUGGUUGAGCGCUCGAUGCGCCGGGUUCGCCAGAUCCUCGAGCCCGUACAGAACGUGCCGCCGCCCAGCGCACCGCUGGACGGCCCUGGGCCAGUCCCGGACGACGUCGAACGCGCUUUGGAGGGGCGCCUCUGGCGUGUCGUGCUGGAGCCGUGGCCGAAUUGGGAUGGCGAAGAAAGCUCGGAUGUGUUGGCGGAGCCGGAGACUCUGCGCUGCUCACAGGAACCGCUCAGACUGAAGCACUCGUUUGAUGGGGACAUCACGAUCCUUGUGACUGCAGAGUCUGCUGCGCUUUUGCGUGUCGGGAUGGGUGUUGGAGGAAUUUGGGUUCAAAUGGCCCGCCAGGGAGACUUCGAAGAGGAAGAUCCCACCAAGAAAAAGAAGCUGACCAAAGCCCAAAAGGAGAGGCUGAGGCUGCGCUACUGGUAUGUUGAAGAUGUCGCAAAUGUUCUGCCCAGUUACUGGCUUGUUUGAUUGUUCAUUAUCAUCCACUCGCUCAUCGUUUAGUUCUGUAUAUGCUUUGCUGUAUCUUGCCACCCUCACCAAAUACUGUAUCAACAACGGAAACCGAAUAAAUGAAUGUACAUUGCAUUCCGC